AUGUCUCGUGAAAACCCAAUGCCAUGGAUAUUCCUUGUGACAUAUUCAAAGGAUACAGGCGGGGGUCCUUCAUUUACCAUUGAAGGUGCAUACAAUUCCCUGGAGAAGGCCAACGCAGCCGCCAUGGACUUUUUCCGUCGCCGUCAUCGCGACCUAUUCGAGGUGACAGAUGAUAUGUCGAACUGGUUCGAUGAGAACAAAUAUGGCUGGGACGACGAUGAAGAAAUGUCUGUUGGGUGGCAGGUUACUGCUCACGGCGAGCUACUGUUGAGAGCGAUUGGCAGCGACGAGUACGAUGAGAAGUUUGAUGUGGAGGUGGUGGCUAAGAGGGUUAACUGA
This is a messenger RNA of Penicillium arizonense, 339 nucleotides long. RefSeq lists its product as uncharacterized. The transcript has a single exon. The record is from RefSeq and is a predicted model, not a curated record. Lineage: Eukaryota; Fungi; Ascomycota; Eurotiomycetes; Eurotiales; Aspergillaceae. The coding region runs from base 1 to 339 and encodes 112 amino acids.